Molecule: messenger RNA, 1851 nt
Organism: Alternaria atra
Lineage: Eukaryota; Fungi; Ascomycota; Dothideomycetes; Pleosporales; Pleosporaceae
Exons: 2
Coding region: 1-1851 (616 amino acids)
Biological process (GO): negative regulation of transcription by RNA polymerase II
Cellular component (GO): nucleus
Molecular function (GO): DNA-binding transcription factor activity, RNA polymerase II-specific; RNA polymerase II transcription regulatory region sequence-specific DNA binding
Source: RefSeq, a predicted model, not a curated record
AUGUCGACUCCUGCAGUUGCGCCUCAGCCACCCGCCGCAGGCCCAUCAGAUGCCUCAAGAGGAGCACGAGGGCGGCGGAAUCCACGACAUCGAAAACCAAACGCGAAUACCACUGCACAGCCGGAGCAGCAAGAGCCAGCGCAAGCACAACAACCAUCACAAAGAGGCGGCGGACGGAGUGGCAGAGGACGAGGCCGGGGAGGCCAAACAGAUAGUGCAAGACCCUCACAAUCAAAUGCUGCCGCCCUCGACUUUGAGCCCUCGUCUGUACAAGAAGCAGCGCAUAGAGGUGGAAGAGGUGGACGGGGCGGACGUGGAGGUGGGCGGGGUGGCAGAGGGAGAGGUGGCGCAGAGCAUGCCCCACAGCGUAUGGCUGCUGGUGGCCGUCAAUUCGGUGGGCAAUUGACUGUAGAAGAUGAUGCAGCUUCCGCCAUUUCAGAGGCCCCAGGAGGAUUACAAGCAGAUGCGCCUACCUUCCAGCCCGGCCAACCCAUUGCCCCUCGCAAAUCACGACCACCGCGUCAGAAGCAGCCGCAAGCCCCCAAAUCGACCGCACCCGAUAUCGCCACCAGAACACACGAGGAUAUCGAUAAUGGGCACUAUGAAUGCGCAAUCUGCACUGAAGACAGGAUUAAGCAAGAGGCCAAGUGCAAUGCUUCGCGUAACGGGGACGGCAAUCUAAAGAAGGUACUCAAGUGCGACGAAGAGUGCGCGCGAUUAGAGCGUAACCGCGUUCUGGCUCUCGCACUCAACGUCGACCCGGAGCAUCAAAGCGAUCACAUCCCAUAUUCAGACGCUACAUUGAACAUGUACCAGCAGAACGCCACUUGGGCAGUUACUCAGGAGAAGCAACUUAGACUGUUCGCUGCCGACCCAGAUCAGAAGCGUUUUCGCUUCAAACCAAUGCCCCGUAAUCAACGCAAAUUCAUUCACCACCUUGCUGAAGACUUUGGCAUGGACUCAGAGAGCAUGGAUCCAGAGCCACAUAGACAUGUGGCGAUCUUCAAGACCCCGAAGUUCGUCAUGGCGCCAAUGCGAACGCUUGCAGAUUGCGCUAGAACUCGUCAAAUUCAACAACGUCUUGCUCCUGCGCCUGCACCAGCAGUGACUUCAGCUGCUCCCUUGCGUCCCAAGCCCAGCAACACCAACGGCGAUCCCUACAACGCAUUCAUUAUCUUGAACCCUCGCUUCGCACUUACUAUCGAAGAGCUCAACCCCAUCAUCAGGAGCGUACUUGCAACGACAUCCUUCCGAUGCGAACUGGAGGUUACCUUUUUGCCCAGCGAAGCAGUAGCAUUGAAACCACCUCUAGCAGCUCGUCUCAGCAUUCCAGAACAUGACAUGCAGAAAAUGCUCGAAUCGAUCCAAACACCAUUGACUCAAGCUGUCAUAACGCAAAAUAUUGGAAAGAACGUCCAGCUCGCACGACUCGAUUCAUCGCUCAAUAUCCUCCGCAAAGAGUCUGAUGUUGGUCCUGGCUCCGGCUGGAGUCAAGUCGCUGCCUCAAAGGGUGUUCCGUUUCGCCAGAUUCAAAAGACCGCGUCUUUUGGCAAUAAGGGUGGCUUUGCGGUUCUUAGCUUAAGCAGCAAGAAGAAGAAACAGAAAGAGGCGCCUGUAGAGAUUGCAGAGAACUGGGAGGAAGCCGAAGAGGAAGAGGAGCAGAAGGAGAAGGUUAGUGGCGCUAACAGUGCUGCCAUAAGCGAGGAUGAAGGUGCAUCAAAGGAUGUGCCUGAAGCUUCGAGUGGUACGCCUGCUAGCGAUGAGAGUAAUGCUGCGCCGACAGACGACACUGUACUCUCCACUAAGCCACUGCUUGGACGUUGGUCGGAUUUGGAUGAUGAGCUAGAUUAG